UAUUGAACCAAAUCCCAUCCCAAAUCUAAGAUCCCACAUGAAGCUAGAACCUCUCAUCCAAAUCUCAGCUGCAAAAUUCAUCCCACUCCGAGGAAACAGACAAGAGUCCUUCAAAAACUUGUCUACUUCUCUCAACUUCAACAUAAUCCAUGGCAAUGCCCUUUCUCUUACUUGCUCUACCUUUCAUUCUAUUCUCUCCUUUCUUCUCUUCAGCUUCUGAUAAUACUCUAACAAAAGACUCAUCUUUAUCAGUAGACAAAAAUAACGUCUUGAUGUCACCAAGUAACACUUUCAUCGCCGGAUUCUUCCCGGUCGGCGAAAACGCUUACUGCUUUGCUAUAUGGUACAAUGAACCAUUCUGCAACAACAACUGCACAGUAGUUUGGAUGGCAAACCGUGAUCAACCAGUAAACGGUAAACUGUCAAAGCUUUUUUUAUUGAAAUCCGGUAACCUUGUCUUAACGGACGCCGGCCGGGUCACAGUCUGGUCAACAAACACAGCAUCAGAAUCUUCAGUUAAUUUAUACCUUCAAGAAAGCGGAAAUCUGGUACUGAAGAAUUUGGAAGGUGUUGUUUUAUGGCAAAGUUUCGAUUUUCCUACGAAUACCCUUCUUCCAUUGCAGUCACUCAUUAAAGAUAGAGAACUUGUGUCAUCAAGAAGUCAAAGCAACUAUAGUUCAGGAUUCUACAAGCUUUAUUUCGAUAAUGAUAACGUUCUUCGUCUUCUUUAUGAUGGUCUAGAUACUUCAAGUAUUUAUUGGCCGGAUCCUGAGCUUAUGAGUUGGGAAGCUGGAAGAUCUAGUUACAAUAAUAGUAGAGCAGCUUCUUUUGAUCCUUAUGGAAAUUUCAGUUCUUCUGAUGGGUUCAGUUUCAUGUCAGCAGAUUAUGGAGUCAAAAUCCAGCGAAGAUUGACUAUUGAUUUCGAUGGAAAUCUUCGAUUGUACAGUCGAGAAAAUGAGAGAGACAAAUGGAGUGUUUCAUGGCAAGCUAUGUCUCAACCUUGUAGGAUUCAUGGGAUUUGUGGGCCUAAUAGUAUAUGCAACUAUGAUCCUAGUUUUGGUAGGAAGUGUUCUUGUCUAAAAGGAUUCAAGACUAAGAAUGAUAAUGACUGGUCUUUGGGUUGUGAACCAGAGUUCAAUCUUUCUUGUUCAAGAAAUGAGGAGACCAGUUUUGCUCAAGUAAGGCACGUGGAGUUUUAUGGGUACGAUUUCCAUUUCUAUCCAAAUUACACAUUAGAUAUGUGUAAAAACGUAUGCUUGCAAAGAUGUGAUUGUAAAGGGUUUCAAUUAAAAUUCAUCAAGCAUGAUUAUCCUAGUGAUAUUCCAUACUGUUUCGCCAAGACUCUAUUGUUAAACGGACGUCGUUCACCAAAUUUUGAAGGAAAUAUUUACUUAAAAGUGCCAAAAACAGCUUCUUUUGCCUCUGAGCAAGUCCAAGAAUCCAAGUUAGUUUGUGCAAACGAAGUUAUCAAAGUUCUUGACAGAGUAUAUGCAAAAAGCCAUCAGAAUGGAUUAAUAAUCGUUCUUUGGUUUUCUUGGAUAAUUGGAGCAAUUGAAUUCCUUACUAUUUUCUUGGUAUGGUGUUUCUUGAUAAGAACACAUCAGAAUUCAUCAGUUGAAAUAGCUAAUCAAGGUUACUUACAAAUUACAACAGGGUUUAGAAAAUUCACUUACUCUCAGUUAAAAAAGGCGACACAAGAUUUCAGUGAAGAGAUUGGAAGAGGAGGAGGAGGCAUUGUGUAUAAAGGAGUAUUAUCUGACAAUAGAGUUGCUGCAAUAAAGAAACUAAUAAUCAAUGAAGAUAAUCAAGGAGAAGCCGAAUUUCGAGCUGAAGUUAGUCUCAUUGGGAAGCUUAAUCACAUGCACUUAAUAGAAAUAUGGGGAUAUUGUGCAGAAGGAAAACACAGGCUUUUGGUUUACAAGUACAUGGAAAAUGGGUCUUUAGCAGAAAAUCUUUCUUCUAAUAAACUUGAUUGGAAAAAGAGAUUUAGUAUUGCUUUAGGUACUGCAAAAGGUCUUGCUUAUAUACAUGAAGAGUGCUUAGAAUGGGUUCUGCAUUGUGAUAUUAAGCCUCAAAACAUACUGUUAGACUCUUAUUAUCAGCCAAAAUUGUCUGAUUUUGGUUUGUCUCAUCCAAUAAAAAGAGAGAGCCAUGAAAUUUCAAGGCUCUCAAGAAUUAGAGGGACUAGAGGUUAUAUUGCUCCUGAAUGGGUUUUUAAUUUGCCUAUUACUUCUAAAGUGGAUGUUUAUAGCUAUGGAAUGGUAUUAUUGGAAAUAGUGACCGGAAAAAACCCAGCAGCAAUUGAAGACAGAAGAUUGGUUACUUGGGUUAGAGAAAACAUCGAUGGAAAUUAUUGUAAUAUGAAAAAAAUUGUUGACCCUGCGUUGGAUGGAAAGUUUGAAAUGGCCCAACUGAAAAGUAUUGUUAUGGUGGCUUUAAAAUGUGUAGAUGAAGACAAAGAUGCAAGACCCACCAUGAAACAAGUUGUUGAAAUGCUUCUGUAUGAUGAAAAGGAGAAGUCCACCGUUUAAUAGUGAUAAUAAUAGGUAUAUGCUGUUUCCAUUAGGGAUUUCAGAUUUGUUUUUGUUCUAGAACACAUCUUGUAUAUGUUAAUAUGAAUUAUAGUGUUUUUCCUUUUUGUUGUUGCUUAUUAUGAUUUUAUAAUACCCAGAAUACAUAAUUUCACUCUUAAA
This is a messenger RNA of Jatropha curcas, 2693 nucleotides long. RefSeq names its product putative receptor protein kinase ZmPK1. Lineage: Eukaryota; Viridiplantae; Streptophyta; Magnoliopsida; Malpighiales; Euphorbiaceae. Gene Ontology annotation, molecular function: ATP binding; protein serine/threonine kinase activity. The record is from RefSeq and is a predicted model, not a curated record. Gene Ontology annotation, biological process: recognition of pollen; protein phosphorylation.